This is a messenger RNA of Lytechinus pictus (painted urchin), 19045 nucleotides long. Its product is annotated as usherin-like. The record is from RefSeq and is a predicted model, not a curated record. NCBI's taxonomy places the organism in Eukaryota, Metazoa, Echinodermata, Echinoidea, Temnopleuroida, Toxopneustidae. The transcript is spliced from 67 exons. The coding region runs from base 563 to 16429 and encodes 5288 amino acids. Gene Ontology annotation, molecular function: protein binding.
AUAAAUGUUUUCCAUUGUUAAUAAAUGAAAGACAUGGACAUACACGUAUAUUCGCAGAUUGAUUUUCUUCAUUACGAAAUUAUUGCAAAUCAAUCCCAAUUAGAUUAGGUUUAAUAGACUCCGAACCCCUCCCUCCGAAGUUGCAUAUUUUUGGAUUUUAUUGCGGUUACAUCACUGGGUUCGUAUCUAUUAAACUGAGAUUUUAUCCAAAGAUUGAAUUAAAAUUUAACAAAAGUGAUAGGCCCUAUUACUUUAACCAGAAAGGUCUACUUUCGUAAAUAAACUAUAGUGGGGAAAAUUAUACGGAGACUCGAACAACAAUAAGAGUUGGGUGGGAUCAUAUUUCAUUCCACCUGUGACUCACUACACUACCAACCGAUACAACGGACGCCAUUCCAUUGCUAGCGUCCCUUGUUACGAGGAUUACCAUGUUCGUGUGCAGGCCAGGAUCGGCUGUUUGAAUUUCAGGAUGUAACGUGUCAAUAAUCGACAUUUUCCCAACCGUUUUUACUGAUCGCUUUCAUUUCAUGUGAAUAAUGUUCGUCAUUUAGUGAUCUAGGAGAUGGAAUUUACCAGAGUAAACAAAAUGGAGCCAUUUGUAACGUUUAUUUCAUGGAUGUUCGUUUGUGUUGUUGGCCGAGCAGCCGCACAGGGAUCCUUCCCGGAUUUGUUCAACGCCGGGGAGGGCCGGACGAUUUCGACCGAGCCUCCGGUGGGUACGUGCGGCUACAACCCCAACACGGGUGAUGCUGCUCGUAGUGGAUUUUGUAGGAGUUCAACAAUAUCUUCCUCUGUUUCAUCGUGUACAAUAGCUUUAUGUGAUCAGUCUUGCCCAGGUAGAACUAAUUUGCCAUCACCAAUUGGUCUUUUAAGUUCCGGUAGUUGUAUAACAGAAGAUUUCUCAAGUACAAGACCAAACUCUGAACCAAAUGAGCCAUCAUAUAUUUUUAGAAACACUCCAGAUUGUUUUUCUGCUCCUGCUGUACCAACUGUUGGUAAUGAUGGAAGAUUAACCCUUUCUGUUUGGAUUCGACCUGAUGUCACCACUGAUGGUACUAUAAUUGAGCGAAGGUCGCCAAAUAAUGACAUCAUCUAUGCACUUGUUGUAUCUUCGGCUUCUAUCACAUUUGAUUAUCGAACUGCAGAGGGCGCUAAAUUUCUCCAAAUUCAAACUGGCCUUCAGGUCAGUGAAUGGCAGCACAUUGCCGUACAGGUGUUUGGAACAAAGGCUAGUAUUUUCAUUGAUGGUUUAGAGGUAGAUGGUACACCGUUUGAAACCAUGAACCUCCAAGGUGAAAUCAUUGAUGACAGCAACGGUCAGACAAGGACUGGUCAGAGAAUAUCAGGAACGGAUCAGUUUGUUGGCAGGAUGCAAGAUCUGAAUUUCUAUCAGGUAACUUUGACCAAUCGUGAAAUAGAGGAACUAGCAACAGGAACAUUCCCUCAGCUCCAUGUCCAAUCGAACUGUAGGUGUCCAGACAGUCAUCCAAGAGUGAAUCCACUAGAGGAAAGGUAUUGCUUAAAGAACGGAGAGCCAGAUACAUCAGCAGAUCAGAUCAGUCGUCUGAAUCAAGACAGUCAUCCCUUAGAGUUUGCUAAUGAUGGUGAUUUAGGAAGUUACUGGGUAUCUACUCUGACCAAUGGUAGAAGUAUCACAGUGGACAUUGAUCUAGGGAGCAGAGAGUAUCAGGUGUUCUAUGUAGUGCUACAGUUCUACAGCCCUCAGCCUAUAAAUCUGACCAUCUCUCAUCGCAGCGAUAGCUCGUCUCCUUGGCAGGUUUGGCAAUACUAUGCCCAAGACUGUCAGAGUGGGUUUGGAUUGGAUAAUAAUGGAGACCUGGACACACCAACAUCAGUCAACUGCAUUCAGUUUCCAAGUGACAUUCCAUACUCCAAGGGGAACAUCACCUUCCAGUUACUAGCCCCAGAGCCAGUAGCCCGACCAGGUUACAAUGAUUUCUAUAAUACACCUGAUCUUUUGGAGUUUGUAAGAGCUAAAGAGGUUCGCGUUGUGAUGGAAGGUCAUUAUCAUAUCAACCCCAACUCUGUGAGACAUAUGUACUACGGCAUUGAGGAACUUACAAUCAGUGCAAGAUGUGAUUGUAAUGGGCAUGCUGAUACCUGUGAUAUCACAUUAGAUCCAUACGUCUGCAACUGUCUUGAUUCAAGCUUUACAACAGGAAUUGAUUGUGGCCAGUGCUUACCUCUGUACAAUGACAAACCUUUUCGUCAUGGUGAUCAAAUCAAUGCAUAUAACUGUAAACCCUGUCAGUGCUAUGGACAUGCCUCAAGUUGUUUCUAUAACCAAACCCUUGAUGAUUCACCUGACAGACAUGACAGGGGUGGCGGAGGGGUGUGUUUCAACUGCCAAGAUAACACACAAGGUCAACAUUGUGAUGAAUGCAUAGAAGGGUUCUUCAGACUUGAUGGUGUACCAUUGGACUCUACUGAUAUCUGUGACCCGUGUGAAUGUUCUCUCAAUGGCACAGUAGCAGGGAAUCCCAUGUGUGAAGAGGUGAAUGGUCAAUGUAACUGCAAGCAGUAUACAUCGGGUCGUACAUGUGAUACCUGUCAGAAUGGUUACUACAAUCUAGAUGCUAUAAACCCUGAUGGCUGUGAGCCAUGUCAAUGCAUCUCAGCUGGUACAAUCAACUCAGAUAUCUCAUGCCAUCAACAGACUGGAGUGUGUAACUGCAAACCUAAUGUCAUAGGUGACAAGUGUGACCGUUGUAACUAUGGUUUCUAUGACCUUGCUGCUUCUAACCCAUUUGGUUGCCUGCCAUGUGGUUGUGAUCCUGAUGGUUCAAGUAGUAUCUACUGUGACCCUACCAACGGUCAAUGCCAGUGUAGACCAUCCACCCAGGGUAGGACGUGUGCUGAAUGCCGUGAUGGGUUCUAUGGCUUGGCAUUAGGUGGAUGCUCUGAAUGUGAUUGUGAUGAUGCUGGGACGGAGCCAGGAGCACCAUGUAACAAGGCUACAGGACAGUGUGUCUGCAAGGCUAAUGUUCAGGGUGUACGAUGUGACCAGUGUGCCCCAUCCUAUUACAAUCUCCAAGCUUCCAAUUCUCAAGGUUGUUCACCAUGCUCCUGUAACACCGAUGGCACAGUCAAUGGCUCGACCUCCUGUGAGGCCGUCACUGGUCAGUGUGAAUGCAAGACCAAUGUCCUUGGACGGACCUGUAAUUCCUGCGCUCCAAACACCUUUGGUCUUGAUGCAGACAAUGUAGAUGGUUGUGAGUCUUGUGGAUGUGAUGCUACUGGUACACAGACAGGAUCAAAUGGAGAAGUGUUGGUCUGUGAUCAGAAUUCUGGACAAUGCUCUUGUCUGACAAACAGACUUGGAAGAAUAUGUGAUGUCUGUGAUGAAGGGUUUUAUGUUCCCCCCUCUGAUGGGCGUGGCUGUCUGUCGUGUGACUGUGAACCAUUGAGUACAGAGCCUAAUUCAUUCUGUAAUUCAUUGACCGGUCAAUGUCAGUGUCGACAAGGAAACCCAGGUGUAACAGGGAGAAGAUGUGAUAGCUGUCUGGAAGAGUACUUCAACUUUAACCCUAAUACAGGAAUGUGUUCACCAUGUGACUGUGACCCUAGAGGUAGUGUGAACACAACAUGUGAUUCUAACACUGGUCAGUGUGAAUGCAAGGAUCUUGUGACUGGUAGACGGUGUGAUACAUGUCAGACAUCAUCAAGUAAUCUACAGGCUUCUAAUCCUCAAGGAUGCUCAAAGACUCCCGCCCAGCAGCCUCCUCCAGUGUGGCAAGCAGUGAAUCCAUUCUCUAUCUUACUAACCUGGGGUCCUCCUGAUGAACCCAAUGGUAACAUCCUAACCUACUUGGUCUUCAGGAAUAACACUCUCGUCUAUAAUGGAUCAGCUGCCAAUCCUCUAGGUAUCCAGCAGUUUGAGGAUCAGAACGUUUCUCCCUUCACAUUCUACAGCUACUAUGUCCAGUCAGUAAAUGAAGCUGGUCGGGCUACUAGCCCCACGGUCAUCGCCCAGACACCUGAUGCUAUUCCUGCUGGUUUUGAUGUCUUGGUCAUCACCAACAUCCAGGCACGGUCAGCAGACUUCUCUUGGUCUCAACCCGCAGAUAUAUCAGCUACUGUGACCCAGUACAUCUUGACCUCAGUGACCCCUAGCAAGCCAGACCCUCCAACACAACACUUCAGUGGUCUAGCAACCAGCUACCAGGCUAUAGACCUCAUUCCAUUCACCAACUACACCUUCUAUCUGACUGUGUGUACCCCUGGAUCCUGUGGACAGGGGCGACCCACCCUAGCUUACACCCCUAUGGCACCCCCUCAAGGAGUCAUGGAUCCUAAUGCUACUGCUCUAAGCCGGAGUUCUGUCUUUGUGAGCUGGGACCAUCCUACAGAAGCUAAUGGAAUCAUCACUCACUAUGAGCUGUUCUUCCGAGGCUAUCCUGGACCAGAUGGUAUCAUAGACCCAUCAGAGACUAGGAUCUUCUACCCUGCAGGAUGGUACAACCCAAGACCGAUCCUGACACCCCUAGAGGAUCCUGCAGAGCCACCUGUUACUAACUUCACCCAUACUGGUCUUGAUGCAUUCACUCGUUACCAGUACAGGGUGACUGCUAGGAAUCUAGCAGGAACAGGACAUAGUGGUUGGACAACCGUUAGGACUGCUGAAGCUGCCCCUCUAUCCACACCAGCCCCAUCUGUUCUUGGUGUAUCUAGCUCAGAACUCAACAUCAGCUGGUCUCAGCCUCAGGAUAAUGAGAUUAGAGGUGUAGUCAUCAGCUAUAAGCUCUAUCGUUACAUUACAUCAGAUGAUCCAUUCGCUCCUCCAGAAAUACAAGAGUUGGUAUAUUCUGGUGAUGGCAAUGGUAGGUUCUUUCUAUUAGGAGGUCUUCAGCCCUACUCUAUCCAUUCAUUCUCUGUGGAAGCCUGUAAUAGCAUUGGUUGUAUCCUCAGUCCAAGGGCCAAUGGGAGGACACUUCCAACUGCUCCAGAAGGACAAGGACCUCCUUUGGUUGAUGGUUUAAAUUCCACUGUCAUGCAAAUCAUAUGGAACCCCCCUGUCAUGCAAAAUGGACCUGACCCAUCUUAUCAGGUUCAGCGUGUUGUAGCAUCACUGAGCAGGACUCCUCCACGUGUGGAGAGGGGUGCUAGGUUCACUGGUGGAGGAUACUAUCUCUUCUCAGGGAACAUUCUUCCAUUUUCAUCAUUUACUGGUAUUGAGUUUGAGUUCCGGGUGACCCGCCCCAGUGAUGCCCUAUCCCCUGUCUCAGCCCUCCUGAUGUUUGCUGCCUCCAAUGGUGAACAGGAAGAGUUGAUCAUAGUCCAGUUGAGAGAGGGGCGACCAUGGUUCAUCUUUGACCCUCAAGGGGGUAUAGCAGGUGCCACGCCCAUGGAUGAGGGAAGGACAUAUGAUGAUGGUCUGUGGCAUAAAGUCAGUAUCUCUCGGGCCGGGAGUGUUGGAAGUAUCACUGUGGAUGAUACAUACACAGGUACUGUCACAGCCCCUACAGCAUCGACUAUCAUAGGAGAAACUACAGGCCUCUAUGUGGGCGGUCUCCCUGUGAACUUUGACCUCAGAAGAUCAGAAACAGAAAAUCUAGCUGUUAUAAGGACCAACCUGAUUGGGUGUUUGAGGAAUAUCCGAAUUGAGACUGCACACGUACCCACCCCUGUUUGGAGAGAUUUGGACUAUUCCAGUGCUUUAGAGAGAGUACAGGUUCCAGGGGGUUGGCAGGGUUGUCCGACAGAGCUGGAGAGGGGUGUUCACUUUCUUGGCAAAGGAUACCUUACAUUGCCUGAAGGUAUUUUGAAUGGAGGAAACAGCUUCACUCUAAGCCUUGAUAUAAGAACUCAUUAUCAGACUGGUCUAGUGUUGUUUGGAUAUCAUCAGACUGGUAGCUACUUAAUCAUCCAAAUUGUUGGUGGUAAUUUGCAGAUCAAAGUGUCUGUUGGUUCCGGUUUACCUGUUGUUCUUUCCAUACCAAACACUGCCCUCUGUGAUGGUUUAUGGAAGAGUGUCAUGAUUACCAAGGUUGGUAACCAACUGUCAGCAUCUAUCAAUGGUGGAGUGUCUUCUGGUAUCCAGCUUCCAUCCUCAUCUCUCAUCCUUUUCUCUUCACUUCACCUUGGUGGUGUUAGAGAUGAAUCAGAAGCAGGAAGAUUCCUUGAUGGUAUCAGUGUAAAUGCACAAGGUUUUGGUGGCUGUAUGAGAGAGUUGACCAUUGAUAGCAUUCCAGUAAACCUUACAUCUGAUAUGACAGGCAUCCAUAAUGUCUACCUAGAUAAUGCUAAAAUGCUCUUGUUCUCCAUUCUACUAGAGUUGACCAUUGAUAACACUCCGGUAAACCUGACAUCUGAUAUGACAGGUUUUGGUGGCUGUAUGAGAGAGUUGACCAUUGAUAACACUCCAGUAAACCUGACAUCUGAUAUGACCGACAUUUAUAAUAUCUACCUUGAUGGAUGCCCUCCUGUCACAAGCGGUGCCAUCCAAUGUUCUGAUCCACAAUCAGAAUCCAUCUAUCUGGGAAUCGGGAGGAAUGUCACAGAUAGUGGACUUAGUAUAUUUACAGAGUAUCUCUACCAAGUAAUAGCUACUAACAUUGCUGGGUCUUCUGAUGGUCCAUGGGCUGCUGGAAGAACUAGAGAAGGAGCUCCUACUGGGCUGACCCAACCCAUUGAUCCAGUAUCCAUCACAGGCUUUGUUAUUCAGCUGCAAUGGCAGAGACCCUCAGGCAAUACAGGUCUACUCACACAGUACAUAUUAUCAGCAUAUAAUCAAGAUCUACCUGACAUAGCACCAGUUCAAGCUUUCUUCACAGAUACUACGAUGUCAGAGAACAUAGGUAAUAUCACUAAUGUUGUCCCAUAUACUGACUAUGAUGUGACUGUGACUGCAUGUACAGCUGGAGGUUGCUCAGAAAGUACUUCAGUCAGUGUGAGAACUAGAGAAGAAGCUCCCUCUGGUGUCCAGUCACCUGAAGCGCUUUCCAAGACGGCCCGUAGCAUCGUAGCAGGAUGGGCAUUACCAGAGAGACCAAAUGGUAUCAUUACAUCCUACCAGCUUCAGCUUGAUGGUGUUACAGUCUACACAGGCACAGCACGUAACUACACACUCACAGGAUUAAGUGUCUUCAACCCUUAUAGACUCCUUGUUAUAGCUUGUACCCAAAUAGGCUGUUCAUCCAGUCCAGAGGUUACCAUUACAACCUCUCAACUCCCUCCGUCUUUUGUCAACCCACCUACUCUAUUCCCCCGCAGUCCAAGGUCUAUUGAGGCACGAUGGACAGCUCCAUCUCAGCCUAAUGGCAUCCUACAACAUUAUGUUCUUUAUUCAUCAACUGUGAGUGGUGGAGUAGGGGAUCCAGUCUUCAACACAUCUGAUCUAUUCACUGACUUUCUACUUGAUGACCUCACACCAGGAACAGUAUAUUAUAUGUCAGUAGCUGCAUGUACUGGUGGUGGAUGUACAGUCAGUGAUCAGAGCAGUGUAAGGACAGAAGAGAGUAUUCCAGAGGGAGUACCAGCACCAAUCAUAACAGCUACUAGCCCAUUUGAGUUGGUUGUAACAUGGACUCAUCCAACACAGCCAAAUGGUGUAAUCAUCAGCUAUGCCCUGGUGCAGAAUGGCAUUGUGAUUCAAAACUCCACCGCCAUGUCUUACUCCGCUUCCAAUCUCGCUCCAUGGAGUCUACAUGUCUUCAGGGUAGAAGCAUGUACCUCCAAGGGGUGUACGUUUGGGCCAGAGGCGUCUGGACGUACCCGUGAAGCCCCGCCCCAGGGUAGCAUUGAUCUUACUGUGUUUACAAUGAAUUCUAGGAGUGUGAGGGCUACCUGGACCUCACCAGCCCAGCCUAAUGGUAUGCUAGUCUAUGAGGUUCUCUUCACUGGUCUGUUCUAUAUGGCACCAGAAGCCAACAAUUAUGCUAUUGUAACAGAGCAAAGAGCCCUGUAUAAUGGAACUAUAGCCAAUGAGAUCGUAGAAGUUACUGGUUUGAUCCCACACUCAGCAUACUCCAUUCAGGUUAGAGCUUAUAACACAGAGGGCAGCAUUCUCAGCAAUGAAAGGACCGUUACCAUGCCAACUGGAACACCUGAUGGUGUCCUGCCUCCUAUGUUAACUGCUACUGGACCUACAUCGAUCCAGGCUACAUGGGAUGAACCCGCUAGGAACAAUGCCCCAGGAGUACCUUCAUUCCAACUCAGAUAUAGACCUGCAAACCAACCAGGAAACCAAAUUGAUGUGUUUAGCAACUCAGUACGAGUGAUGAGCUAUACAUUGACCGGUCUACAGGCAUUCAAUGAGUAUGAAUUCAGAGUGAUCGCUAUUAAUAAUGCUGGGCAAACCCUCAGUGAAUGGGCUUCAGUAUUCACCAGGGAAGAUGUACCUGGUCCCAUAGACCCACCUAUGGCUACUGAUGUACAGGCCUAUUCAACCAUUGUGACAUGGGAGUUUCCUGAUACACCUAAUGGCAUCAUCACAUCAAUCAGACUCUAUCAGAAUAAUGUCCUCAAAACUAUGCUUCCUGGUAACACUACCCAGUUGUUCAUUGAUGAUCUUACACCUUUCACUGACUACAUGUUUAGUGUUGAGAUGUGUAAUACUGUUGGAUGUACAAGAAGUCCUGACUCAAUCACUUACACUACUCCACAAGCUGCGCCUACGGGUCAGUCACCUCCAGCACUCUCUUCCCCUACACCCACCUCUGUCCAGCUCUCAUGGUCACCCCCAUCCAUGCCUAAUGGUAUCCUAACAGGUUACCAGAUUGAACGUCGUCAUCAAGGUUUCACUGCUAUCUUCUCAGUGGUCUCCAUAGCUCCUGGUGCUCCUAGAGUCUACUUAGAUCUAUCUGCUGCCAUCACACCUUACACAGCGUAUGAAUACAGGGUCCGGGUGACCAAUGCUGCUGGGAGCUCUACUAGUCAGUGGGCCAGUGUCAUCACAAAGGAAGCACCUCCUGGUGGUGUACGUGAGCCAUCAGUGACAGUCCUUGGACCUGAUUCAGUGAUGGUCUCUUGGGAAGAACCAGCUCAGAGUAAUGGAGAGAUCUUGAGCUAUACUAUCAGGAUGCCUGAUCCUAGAAUCUACCUAGACCAGACAAACCUCACAUCAUACACUGUCUACAACCUGGUUCCUUAUACUCAAUACUCAGUGACUAUUGAGGCAUGUACUGCAGGUGGAUGUACACAAAGUAAUCCCACAUCAGUGAGGACUGACCCCACCCUACCAUUUGGGCAGAUGUCUCCUAGAGGUGAUGCUAUCACACAGACUUACAUCUCUGUCAUCUGGUCUCCUCCUAUUAGACCAAAUGGACCUAACAUCCGUUAUGAACUCCACAGACAGAAGCUUAGACAGCCACUGAGUACAGGUCCAGUUCAAGGACUGAAUUUCUGGGAGUUCAUCUAUGCUGGAGAUGAUACAACAUUCCAGGACUUUGGAUUGUCUACAUUUACCACAUACAUCUAUCGAAUCACUGUCUACAAUGACAUUGGGUCAGUGACCUCUGACCCUUCUGAUGAGGUCACGACCUUAGCUGGUCAACCAACUGUAGCAGGAACAAUCACUGCUGUGGCAAUGGACCAUAUAUCAGUCUUACUCAAUUGGACAACUCCUUCUUUACUAGAGCUUCAGGGUGAUGUUGUAAACUACUUCAUCCUGGUGAGCUCUCCUUUUAGACAGUUUGAAUUGACCUAUGACCCCAGCGUGUCUGGUGAUCUCUUGACCUCACUAAUGCCAAACACAGAGUAUGAGUUCCGACAAGUCAUCUUCAAUGGAGCAUUCAACAUCACCAGUCUCCCAGCUGUGACUCAGACAUUAGAUGGAGCUCCUGAAGGUUUCGCUGCUCCCCUGAUCAGUGUUCUAAGCCCAUCAGCAGUCAAUGUGAUGUGGUUACCACCGGAUCAGCCAAAUGGUGAGAUCACACAGUAUGUGAUAUAUCUGGAUGGUCAACCUCAUGGUAGUGUUGAGAGCAAUCAAUUACUCUACAUCAUGGCUGGUCUACAACCUUACACUGUCUACUCUAUACAGGUUGAGGUAUGCACAGUAUACGAUUGUCUGUUGAGUAACAUUACCGUGGUAACGACCCUUGAGAUCCCGCCAGCAGGGGUCACUGCUCCUAACCUACGUGUGCUAGGUCCUCGAGCAAUGGAGGUAUCUUGGGCCUCCCCUGCAUCACCAAAUGGAAUCAUCCUAGGAUAUGAGAUACAGCGGAGGGAAUAUCAACCUUGUUCAGAUGGACCUAGCACACCUUCAGAUGGCAGUGAUUCAAGCUGUGGCUAUGUGGAAUGUUUACGUUCAGAGAGUGUCUGUGGCAGCCAGUGCUACUCAGGGCUACAGGCUUGUUGUGAUGGCAUACUACAUGACACUCAGCCAGACUACCAAUGCUGUGAUACUAACUACCUGAUGGCACCGGUCAAUGCAUCCACACCGUUCAUCUGCUGUGGUGGUCAGUUCCACACUGAACAGGUCAACUAUGAAUGUUGUAAUGGUCAGUAUGUCCAGGUAUUCCCCGGUCAGAUCUGUUGUCCAGACCCAGAUGAGGAUAGGGUAGCUGUAGGAUCAGGUGAUGCCUGCUGUGCUGGUGUGCCGUAUGAUUCAAGCGGCCCUCAGAUCUGUUGCGCAGGAGAGUUUUAUGACAGGAGUCAAGGUCUUUGUUGCAGUAACGUCUUCCAUUCUUAUGAGGGUCAGUUUGCUGAUGGGAUGAGUGGUCAGUGUUGUGGUGGGAUCAUGGUGUCUGCUGCAAUGACCUGCUGCUCUGAGAGAGACAUGGGCGUGGCUUAUCUACCAAUAGAAGGCAAUGUUUGCUGUGGUACGGAGUAUGUUAAUAUGACAACAUCAUUGUGUUGCACAAGUGAGACUGGUGUAGCUGAGACCUAUACAUACGACACCCCUGAUGCUAAACAGCAAUCAAAUGACCAAUGCUGUGGAUCUCAGAGGAUCUCUCCAUCUCAGGCAUGCUGUAAUGAAGUUGGUUAUCAACCUGGUACUAGGGUCUGUGCUGAUCGUAGCUCAUCGGCUCAGGGGCAUUGUGGGAUUGGAACGGUCUGUCCAAUCAGUCAGGCUGUAUCUUCAUUCUGUGACAGGUGUGACUUUGAUACCAACAUACACACAUGCUACUCGGUUGAUGCCUCCUACAUCACUUCAUCACCUAGUAAUCCUGGUACUCCUAGUGGUUCUAAUGGUCUGUGUCCUUCUGCUCUCAUCUCUAUCUAUACAUCAGGACCAAAUAUCUACUCCUAUCUUGAUCAAGGUUUAUCACCCUAUACAAGGUAUGAGUACCUCAUCUCUGCUAUCAAUGCAGCAGGAAGCUCAAACAGUGGUCUUUCUAAUGCUACUACAGAUGAAGACAUACCAUCUCAGGUCCAGGCUCCUGAAUGGUUCGUUGAGAUGGGUGUACUAGAUACUAUCCAACUAGCAUGGGAUCCACCUCAACAACCUAGUGGUAUAAUUGUGACAUACAUCUUGAGAAGAGAUGGUAUUGAGAUAUACAGAGGAGCAGAUACAUCUCAUAAUGAUAAUACAGGCAUCCAACCAUUCCAACAUUACUCCUAUAUAUUAAGUGCUUGUACUAGAGUUGGAUGUGCUGCUAGCCAACCGGUGGUAGCAGCUACCCUUCAGGCACCCCCUGAGAACUUGUUUAACCCUCUUCUAGCUGCUCUUAGUUCUGAUAGCAUUCAGAUCUCAUGGCAGGAGCCUGGUCUUCCUAAUGGGGUAAUACAGGGGUACAGUAUCCUUCUAACAGGUGUGGCAGAACCUAUCUAUCAAGGUGGUCCGGAAGACUUUCAAUUCACUCAUACAGACUUGAAUCCUUACACGGUGUAUGAGUACAGACUUGAAGCCUGUACAUCAGCUGGAUGUUCACUGAGUGAUCCAGUAUCAGUAAGGACAAUGCAAGACGCACCGCAAGGUCUUGUACAACCAACUCAUGUUGUAGUUAGUUCAACAAUCCUAGAAUUAUAUUGGUUUGAGCCUUCACAGCCAAAUGGAAUCAUCACUUCUUACAUGCUUUACCGCAAUAGUGAACUUGUCUACACUGGCAACAAUUCUGUUUUGAUGUAUGUUGACACUGGCUUAACACCUAACACCAGGUAUGAAUAUGUGGUGUCAGCUUUGACCAUUGCAGGACAAUCAAAUAGCACCAUCCAUGUAGCACAGACACCAUUUCUAACACCAGAGGGUAUACCACCACCAACACUGACAGUGCUAUCUGCAAGGUCAAUCCGAGCAGUGUGGACUCAGCCGACUGUUCCUAAUGGCGUCAUAAGACAAUAUGGUAUUGUUAUCCUUAGUGGAACUCCAGAUGAAAGAAGAUUGGUAUCCUCAGAUGACACAACUCUAGUAGUGGACAACUUGACACCAUACACCCAGUAUGAUAUGAGAGUUCAGGUUUGCAUUGAUACUGGAUGUGGAGUAGGACCAAGAGCUUAUGCAAGGACAUUUGAAGCACCACCAGAGGAACAGGGUGCCCCUGCCUUAGUAUCCACAGGACCAAGUGUAGUAGAAGUCUCAUGGGAACCCCCUGCUAAACCAAAUGGUAUCAUCCAACAAUACUUUGUAUAUCGUAGGCAGUAUGGAACAACUCAGGAACUUCUUGUGUUUCUUACUGAAACAGAGCAGAGUUUUGUGAAUGCAGGAGGGGGAUUGGCUGCAUUCAAUCUCUAUGAAUACAGAGUAAGAGCACAAAAUUCACAAGGAACCACAGAUAGUCCGUGGGCAUCCAUUAGAACUCAAGAAUCUAUUCCCAUAGGUAUUGCUGCACCAAAUCUUGUAGCUGUCAGUCCAUAUGCAGUGCAAGGCACAUGGUCACCACCCUCUUCACCGAAUGGUAUCAUUGCCUACUACCGCAUUGAGUACCAAGAACGACCAAAUGACCCCACAGCCACACCUGCUGUUGUAGUAGCAGCAACAGUAGAAGCCACUGUCCUUCAAACUACAUUUUAUGGCCUUUUACCUUUCACAUCAUACCAGGUUCGCAUUGUUGCUAUCAAUGGUGCAGGAGAGACGAGUGGUCCUUGGGGUCCUGUUACAACUCUUCAAGGUGUUCCGGGUGACAUUGGACAGUUCUCAGUAGAGCAACAGUCCAAUGGUUUAGCUCUGUUAUUGAGGUGGGAUGAACCUGGACAACCAAACGGUGUCAUAACCAAUUACUUCAUAUAUGAGGAUGAGUACCUCAUUGCACCAAUAUAUACUGGACUCACAAGAGAAUAUCUCUUUAGGAGAUUGACUCCUUACACUGAGUAUGUGGUUGUUCUAGAAGCAUGUACCAAUGUUGGUUGUGGAAGAGGCAAUCCACAGACUGUAAGGACUGCUGAAGUAGCCCCUGCUAAUCAAGCUCCACCUACCCUUGGUUUUGUGAAUUCCACAGCAGUUGUCCUGAACUGGAAGGCACCUGUGGAUCCUAAUGGGGCUAUUACCCAGUAUGAUGUUAUUAGAAGAUCAGCAAGACCUGCUUCAACAGAGAGAAGGAAGAGGAACACAGAUGAUAGUGCCUUCACAGUUACAGUCGUCAUUCAUUCUGAGUACAACACUGAUGACGAAGACUACACCUUCGUUGAUAACUCUUUGCAACCAUAUCACAUCUAUGAGUAUCGCAUUCGCUCCAUCAACUCUCAGGGUUCUGUAGACAGUGACUGGGUCCAGGUAGAGACUGACCAGGCUGCUCCUCUUGGUGUAGCACCUCCCACUGUUAAUCACAUCACCAAUACUCCCGGAUCACUUGUUAUUGGAUGGACAGCUCCCACAGAAAGUAAUGGCAUCAUCACUGGGUAUCGACUGCAGAGGAAUAGUAGCACUCCUUUCAGUUUUGAGGCAGAUUAUGGAUUCCAGUUUACAGAUAUGAAUCUUCAGGCAUUCACCAUAUAUGUCUAUACCAUCACAGUAUGUACCCAGGGUGGCUGCACCACAAGCUCAGCCACCUCCAUCAGAACUUUAGAGACAGCUCCCACAUUUGUUGAUCCACCAAGUCCAGUCGCUAUCAGCUCUAGUCAGAUCAUGGUCAACUGGACAGUACCUUCCAUUGCUAGUGGUGAGAUCGUCCAGUAUCGUCUAAAGGUUGAUGAUGAGGUACGAUACAGUGGUUUAGGCCUUUCUACUACCAUCAGUGGUCUGAUUGCACACCAGGAGUACACAUUUGUCCUUGAAGCUUGUACUUCUGGUGGUUGUACUGACAGUCCAGAGGCUUUAGCUCGUCCAUUUGAAGCACCCCCUAUAGGAAUGAAUCCACCUUUGUUGAGGGUUCUUAGUGCUACAGCCAUUGAAGCAAGCUGGUCUGAACCCAAUGAACCCAAUGGUAUCAUAUCACGUUAUGAGUUACGUAGAGAUGGAAAACUAGUAUAUGAUGGUGAUGCCCAAAGGUACCAGGAUUUUGGUGAUGGAGGACUAGGACUAACCCCAGGUCAGCAGUACUCCUAUGUCAUCACAGCCUUCAACAGCCGGGGUCAUGCUAUAAGUGAUGCAGCCGUAAUUACUACUUCUUCAUCCUCACCAGCUGGUUUGAGUCCACCAAUUGUCACCCCUUUUUCUUCACAAAUCAUCAGUGCCACUUGGCAGCCUCCAGCAUUCCCCAAUGGUGAAAUCCAAAACUACACCCUUUAUGUAGACAACAAUAUUGUCUACUCUGGAAGGCUAUUUAGCUUUGACAUCCGGGGCUUGGACUUCUACACCUUGUAUGAGAUCCGUGUAGAAGCUUGCACCACUUCAGGUUGUGCUCUAAGUGACAGUGUGGAAGCAAGAACCUUUGAGCAUACUCCUAGUGAUCAGGUAGCUCCUUCUCUGGAACCUUUGGCCGACAACCUUGGCAUUGCAAGUGGUAUCCGUGCAGUUUGGAAUGCACCAAGUAAUGAGAAUGGCAUCAUCAUUGGCUAUGAACUCUACCGGAGGAGUGUGGAUCGCAUGACAGGAAGGAGAUCUGACCCAUCCUUGUUGGUCAACACUACCCUGAGGGAGUAUGUAGACAUGGAUCCAUCACUGAUACCUGAUGAAACAUAUGAGUACUUGGUAGUAUCCUUCAACUCUGUAGGAGAUGCAUCCAGUCCUUGGGCCUCUGUCAGGAUGCUGGAAGCACCACCACAGGGUCUCUUGCCACCUCUGGUGUCUGAACUAGAAGCCACAAGUCUAAGCCUGACUAUUCAAGAACCAAGUCAGCCAAAUGGAGCCAUCCAAAGAUAUGUCAUCUACAGGAAUGGGACUGUGCUAAGCCAGACAACACUAACCAGCUAUAGGGAUUCUGAUCUCCUUCCAUACACCACCUACUCCUACUCAGUAGAGGCCUGUACAUCAGGGGGAUGUACUACCAGUGAUGCGGUUACAGUGACAACCAUUCAGAUGGCACCAAGUGGACUGGAUUCUCCUGUUGUACUUCAAACUGAGUCUACAUGGAUCCAACUGAGCUGGGAUUACCCGACAAACACUAAUGGAAUUAUUACUAAGUUUCAGCUGCUAUUCCGACCAGGUUGUCCUCUCACAACCCAGCCUUUUGAGCAGACCUGUCCCUUUGAGGACUACAGUUCUAUUGAUAAGGACCUGGCGCUCACUCAUAAUGUCACUGGUUUAAGACCCUAUACCCGCUAUGAAUUUGUGGUAGUUGCUUUUAAUGAUGCUGGUCGGGUGGAGUCAUCUCCAGUUCAAGAAAGUACACUUUCAGCAUUGCCUGUGUUUGUGAGCGGUAGCAAACCUUCCAUCAGUAGCAACACUAAUAACAGUCUUAUCACAGUCAACUGGGCUCAGAGCUUUGUACUCAAUAGUAUGCUCAGAGAGUAUAUCUUAGUAGAGAAUGGUGAUACAGUCUACAGUGGGAUAGCUACUACGGUUACAAGGCCUCUAAAGGAUACAGAAUAUGAAUUCAUAGUGAGUUGUGUUACAUCUACCGGCAGUGUAUCUUAUCCUACAAUCAUUUAUCAGCCUCCAUCUACUGGAGGACCUCAACCAGAAGCCCAGACCCAGUGGUAUAGCUCUGUAUGGUUCAUUGCUAUCAUGGUCUUACUGGGUGUGGUCAUCAUCUUCAUCCUCGUUGCCAUUGUCCUUAGUCGAACUGGAACACGCAAGCCUUAUGCUAGAGAGAGGACUCCUCUACCGCCAAGACAGAGGAAAGCUCAUAACUUCACCUUCUCAUCUAUGUUACCCAGAUAUCCAGAAUCAGAGAGUAUACUGGAUCCAAUCCCUCAGGCCAUCAGUCGACAUUCUAGUAUGCACAGCUUACACAAUACAUAUUAUAACCCAGCAUUCCCUGUGCCGUCACCGCCCCGCCCUACUAGUAGAACAUCUGAAGUGAUGGAUAAGAACUCUCUUAAAUACCUUGAUGAUGAUGAUGGUGUAGCUGCUUGGGAUAAUACUACACCUCUUCCUCCUAAGAUGGAUUCAGGCAUGGUUAGCUUAUUUGAAGAUGAUGCUAUGACCCAUAUCAGCCAGCCAUACAGCUAUACUAAAGAACAGACUAUGUUUACCGACACACAUUUAUGAUCCACAGUUACGUAUAUAUAUCUCCAGGACCAAUUUUUUUCAUAAAUGUUUGUAUUUGUUUGAGUGAGAUGUAAUAAAAUUGUAGAUCAAUAAUCAAUUAAAUUGGUUUGUAUAAAGAUGUGAUAUUGUAAUUGUAUGAAUUCUUAUUGAUAUCUUCUUUUGUUUGGGCUGAUUUAGGUUUGGAGGAAAGAACUGAAAUACAAAAUAAAAGCCAAUGUCUCAUUUAUUUGAUUGCUGGUUUAAGAUAUGAUAACUAUAUGUUUGAAGUAUGCCUGUAAUAGUGUACAUACAGUGACAUGUGUAAAAACAGGUCUUUUUGUACGCAAAAUUAAUGCAAUAUUAUCAUUACUAUAGAAUAACUUGAUAGUAGUACAUGUGUAAUCACAUUCCUGUUCAUUACACGUGGCAGCGGAAAAUAUUUGUACACACUUGGUCUUAAUGGUCACUAUACUACUACUCUACACUACAGAUCGGAUGCAUCCGAGAAUGAAUCCAAGGUCACAAAGUGGUUUUGAUUUCAAUCUGUAAAUGACAACAGCACUCAACAGUACACCUUACUGAAGUCUAAAUUCCUUAUCAGUGACUAUUUAGGAAUCCUAGUAAGUCAGUAUUCACAGUAAAAUAUUUGGUAAGUGUUAGUAUUUGCAAAUUGACGUUGUAGGCUGAAAAGAUUUACAGUCAUCCCUUUUCUUUAUGGUUGCUGACAAUUUUGAUUGUCUGUAUUGAAGUGUGUCUUGUUUUCUGCGUUCUUUGAAACUUAUCUUUUUGUUGUAUGUUUUCAUGGAUUGUUUAAAAUAUUGGCUGAAUUUCAUUUUAUUUAGUUAAAUAUAUUGAAACACAAUCUGAAGCACACUUGAACAAAAUUGAUAAAAAAGCACAAUCAUACAAAUAAAACUCUGAUGUGAGUCAUGAUUGUUAAGUCAUAUUUUCAAUUUGACAAAAAAUAUUACAAGAAAAUAAUAAUUGAAAUCAUGAUAUUGGCAACACAAUGGAAAUAUCAUAAUUUAUCUCUCCAUGCAAUAGGCAAGGUUCUAACUUUGACAUAUAUUUUUUAUUCAUUUUUCGUACAAAAGCUUGAAAUAAAUAAUGCAGCAACAUUAGAAACAUUUUCGAUGUAUUGUUUGACACAAGGUAUGUUAUAUAGAUAUUGUGAAAGACUUAGCAUUUGUUUUUAGUAAAUAACUGAAUUUCAUGCAGCUUCGAAUAGAAGGUAAUUUGUAGCAGUAAAUUGGUGUGCGUGUUUACAUUCAAUUGGGUGUUCUCAUGAAGGUAAAUUUACUGCUAAUUUUUCAACAUGGCUGCAAUUUUUUACUCUUCUGAGUACUGCAUUUUUGUAUAGAUUUUUUUAUGAAGUACUUAGAGAAUUCAAAAUGUGUAUUUUAGUAAUGAAAGAAUGUAUAUUUAAAGUUUUAGCAGAUAAAUUGGACUGAAAAUCACCUUGAUAUCUUGUACUAUAAUGAGUAGUUAACUAAUAAGUUCAAAGUUGAUUUAAUAUACGUAUUUCUACAAAUGAAGAUAAUAUAUCAACUCUUUAAGAAUAGAUCAUGUGAUAUCUUGUCUGAUAUGUGUGUCAGAAUUUUUUUAAAACAUAAUUUUGUUUAUGAAGUGAGAAUAAAUAGAAUAGUGAUAUAAAUCAUAUUUGAUCAGAGUAGAAGUCCACAUGUAUAGAUACUAGAUUUACCAAUCAUGCAUGAUUAAUUACUUUUGAUCGUUGUGCCAUAUGGAAAAUAUUAAUUAAAUUUGUCUCAUGAUGUUAUUGCCUCCUAGGAAAGCUAAUAAUAUGGCAGGUUUAUUUUAUAUCCUUUUUUUAGAUUACUCUUAAUCUUUACUAUAACCACCUUGAGGCUAGACAUGUUUAUAAGCCCUUUCUGUCAUAUACUUUGCAAUAUAAAGUAUGUGAAUCCAACACACUUUCAGUAUUAAAAAAUAAAAGUGAUGCCCCAUAUUUGAUUCUAGAAGGAUUAGGGUUCAUAUGAGGCAACCUGGCAGAAUGAUUUUUUUUAUUGGAGUAAUCCAUAUUCCACUAUCUUUUGGGUUGCUGUCUGUAUAAAGGAUUCUUCUAUUCUGUGUCAUUUCGUUCCAUCUAGUUUAGGCAAGCAACAAGUUGAUAGCAAUCUGUAAUGUUAUAGAUGGGUACCCAACAGGAUUAAUUCCUUGAAUUCACAGCAUGGAGAUUCUGAUUGGCAGCUUGCGCUGAAGCAUUGGUAGUUAUAAUAGUGCACCCCGGAAUAGAUUAUUUAUAAAUAGAUGGCGCUGUAUAAUUGCUGCCUAUUAUUAUCAUUGUUAUUAUUACAGAUGAUAUUAUGGACUUGAGAAAGUUUUACACAUCUUAUCUUUAUGAGAGAAUUGUUUAUUGAAAAAUCCUCAAUGCAUUAUUGAUUGUAAAUAUGGCUAUAUAUCUAGCUGAAAAUUUCAAAAUUGGAUCAUGUUUUCCUAGCCCAUAUUUAUCACCUUGUAAAGACUAUAUGUCGAAACUUACAAAACCUUGACUAUGAAUUGUUGCGUCUUUCACUUUUGUGAUGAUUGUACAUGUACCUAGUAACUCUCUAUUUUAAAAGUAAAUGAUGAUUUGUAUUUUGCUGUGAAACUAUAAUAAAAUGCAUUUUAUUAUUAGAA